Molecule: messenger RNA, 1581 nt
Organism: Mastomys coucha (southern multimammate mouse)
Lineage: Eukaryota; Metazoa; Chordata; Mammalia; Rodentia; Muridae
Gene: Sys1
Product: SYS1 golgi trafficking protein
Exons: 4
Coding region: 219-689 (156 amino acids)
Biological process (GO): Golgi to endosome transport; protein localization to Golgi apparatus; Golgi to plasma membrane protein transport
Cellular component (GO): Golgi membrane; trans-Golgi network
Source: RefSeq, a predicted model, not a curated record
CAGGUAGCCGUGGGCCGCAGCUAUUCGGCCUCUCUAGGCCGGCGGGUCCUCCGCUCCAUGGUCCUGUCUGUCGGCGCAGUUUCGGGAGUCCACCGCCGAGGCCCGGCCGCGCUCGGACGCUUCGAUCCCCGAGCCGGUCGCGGGUAUCCCGGCGGCCGCGGGACGAUGGCGUGGCGGCAUUGACAGGCGCGGGCGGCUGCCGAGCCCCGCGGGCUGGCAUGGCGGGCCAGUUCCGCAGCUACGUGUGGGACCCGUUGCUGAUCCUGUCGCAGAUCGUGCUCAUGCAGACGGUCUACUAUGGCUCUCUGGGCCUGUGGCUGGCGCUAGUGGACGCGCUGGUGCGCAGCAGCCCGUCCCUGGACCAGAUGUUCGACGCGGAGAUCCUGGGCUUUUCCACCCCUCCAGGCCGGCUCUCAAUGAUGUCCUUCGUCCUCAACGCCCUCACCUGUGCCCUGGGCUUGCUGUACUUCAUCCGGCGAGGGAAGCAGUGCCUGGAUUUCACUGUCACUGUGCAUUUCUUUCACCUCCUGGGCUGCUGGCUCUACAGCUCCCGUUUUCCCUCGGCGCUGACCUGGUGGCUGGUCCAAGCUGUGUGCAUUGCACUCAUGGCCGUCAUCGGGGAGUACCUGUGCAUGCGGACGGAGCUCAAGGAGAUCCCCCUCAGCUCAGCACCUAAAUCCAAUGUCUAGAGUUGGGCCCUUUGGACACUCUGCUGGCACUUGGGCCCCAUCAUCUUGGGCUGCUCAGACCUCCAGAUGGGGUCUGGCCCAAGUCUGAGAGGAACCCUGGAAAUGUGAAGUCUGUUGGUGGAGAGAUAGUGAGGCCCCAUCAUAAAGGCAGGUAGCAGGCAUGAUCACAGAUGCAAGAAUGGCCUCUUCCUGCUGAAGCCUUGAUAUCUGGAGGCCAGUAAAGGGACCUCAUGGAGGGUAGUGACAGAUUUGGAACCAUGUCCCAUGAGCCAUCAUACUGUCACCAGCCUGUUGUUUUAAAAAGAAAAAAGAGAAUCAAGGAUAUCUGAUUGGAAUAAACCACUCUUCUCGUUGUCUGUCUCAUGCCCUGUGACAGCUGGCACCUCUGCCAUGUUGCCAAACGACAGGGAUUCUGUGUGAAGAAACAUUUGAUUUCUGGGUCCAUAGCCACGGAAAAAGAUGUAGGUACAAAGAGAGGAUGGCAGGUGGAGGAGGCAUCAGGCACAAGAAAAAUGCACGGCUGUGCCCUGUUAGACACACACACACUUGUGUGUGUGACUGACUUCCUCCUGUUCUCUGUAUGGACUCUACCUUGCUGCUGGCUCUCAGCCAGCAGGUCACAGGACCCAGAGAUGAUCCCAGCAUCCCUCCCAGCCGUAACUUCAUCGUAAAAGCCACGGUCCGCUCUCUAGGACUGACCAGGCGGCCAGCUUCUACUGGGCCUCAGGUGUGGCACGAGUUUGUGUUUGCUGUCUCUUUUGAGUUCUGUGACGAGGGUAUACUAAUGGUGCUGGCGGCUCUGCUACGGCCAGAGCUUUCUUCCGAAUAAUGGUUUCCUCUGUGAGGGCUGGCAGCCGUCCUUUCUAGGGACGUAAAUACACUAUUUUCCACA